UCUGCAUUAAACAAUUCCACAUCAGAUUUGCGGAAUCCCCACGUUACUUAAAUGUUCUUCCUCCUUCUCGUCUUCUAGACUUCUCCCCACACACUAUCAAAUACGCAGAGAGAGAGAGAGAGAGAAAGAGACAGAGAGGGUGAACCCUUGAAGUCUGCAUUUCUUGCAUAACGUACAUAUUGUCUGAAGCAGACUACUUUGACAAGCAUCACAGAAAUGGGUGAAGAGAAGAAGGAAGAGGAAAAGAAAGAAGAAAAGAAGGAAGAAGAGAAAAAGGAAGAAAAGAAGGAAGAAGAACCACCGGAGAUUGUUCUCAAGGUUGAUAUGCAUUGUGAGGCCUGUGCUAGGAAAGUGGCAAGAGCCUUGAAAGGAUUUGAAGGAGUGGAAGAUGUAACAACAGACAGCAAGGCCAGCAAAGUGGUGGUGAAAGGGAAGGCAGCAGACCCCAUAAAGGUGUGCGAAAGGCUACAAAAGAAAAGUGGCAGAAAGGUGGAGAUAAUUUCACCUUUGCCAAAACCCGCUGAGGAGAACAAGGAAGAAAACAAAGAACAAAAGGAAGAGAAAAAAGAAGAGCCUCCUGCUGUUAUAACAGUCGUACUAAAAAUUCGAAUGCAUUGCGAUGCAUGCGCUCAAGGUAUACAGAAGCGAAUCCGGAAAAUUCAAGGUGUUGAAUCAGUGGAAACAGACUUAGCUAAUGAUCAGGUAGUCGUAAAAGGCGUCGUCGAUCCGGCGAUGCUGGUUGAUUAUGUGUACAAGAGAACCAGAAAGCAAGCCUCCAUAGUGAAGGAUGAAGAAAAGAAAGAAGAGGAGAAGAAAGAAGAGGAAAGGAAGGAAGAAAAAGAGGGAGACAAGAAGGAUGGUGAAGAAGGCAAUGCAGAGGACGACAAGAAGAGUGAUAUCAAGCGAAGUGAAUAUUGGCCAUCCAAGCACUUGUUGGAGUAUGCAUAUGCAUACCCACCUCAGAUUUUCAGUGAUGAGAAUCCCAAUGCUUGCUCUGUUAUGUGACCAAUCCUUGUGCUUUCUAUGUGUACUUAGACAUGCAUGCUAAUAAGUACGAAAGUCAUGGGUUUAUGCCAUCCCAUAUAAAGUGUCAUCGAGUCUUUUUGCUUCUUAGGUUUGAACUUAAUUUGAAGUAUGUGUCUAUGGACUGCACACAUGCAUCCAUAAAAGCUCUCUGCAUGCUGUAAUGAGCUACGUUGGCCUAAGUUUUUGUAUGUACAAAUUUAGCACAGAAAGUGUGUGCUUACUGCAUUCA
This is a messenger RNA of Corylus avellana, 1255 nucleotides long. RefSeq names its product heavy metal-associated isoprenylated plant protein 7. Gene Ontology annotation, molecular function: metal ion binding. Lineage: Eukaryota; Viridiplantae; Streptophyta; Magnoliopsida; Fagales; Betulaceae. The record is from RefSeq and is a predicted model, not a curated record.